Gigantopelta aegis is the source of this 3118-nucleotide messenger RNA. Its product is annotated as BTB/POZ domain-containing protein 6-like. Lineage: Eukaryota; Metazoa; Mollusca; Gastropoda; Neomphalida; Peltospiridae. Gene Ontology annotation, cellular component: cytosol. Gene Ontology annotation, biological process: neurogenesis. The record is from RefSeq and is a predicted model, not a curated record. The transcript is spliced from 2 exons. Bases 516 to 1385 code for a protein of 289 amino acids. Gene Ontology annotation, molecular function: protein binding.
AUAGAAAAUAUGUCAUUGGAUUUGAACUGAAAUACUGAAAAAUUCUUUUUUCAGGGUCAUUUCAGCUUUAUUUUAAAUGGGUAUCACACUCCUUUGUCAGGAAUUGUUUUUACCAUAGCCAAUUCACUACAAUACAAUAAGGUGAGCUAGGAUGUAAUUAUUCGUGUAUAGUAUAGAGGUUUCAGAUAGACUGGAGUUGACCUGAAAUGCUGGAAAAUGACCUUUAUUCGUGUGAAAUGCUGGAAAAUGACCUUUAUUCGUGUGAAAUGCUGGAAAAUGACCUUUAUUCGUGUAUAGUACAGAAGUUUCGGAUAGACAGAAGUUGACCUGAAAUUCUGGUAAAUUACCUUUAUUCGUGUGAAAUGAUGGAAAAUUACCUUUAUUCGUGUCAAAUGCUGGAAAUGACCUUUAUUCGUGUAUAGUAUAGCUCUUUUUUAAGGUGCGAUACUGCCUUUAAACAAUUAUUUUUAAUGUUUUAGUUGAAGUUAGUUUGUACCUGAAUCUAACUACGAAACAUGACGUCACAAAUGAGCACCACAGACUGGCAGUCGGGGAAAGAAUUCGCAGAGACGAACCUGUACAUGCUGGAACACGAGAUCGCAUGUGACGUCACGUUUAGAGUUGGGGCCGAGCAGACGACAGUUCGCGCCCACAAGUUUAUGUUAAUCAGUCGCAGUCACGUGUUCUCUGUCAUGAUGUGUGGUCCAAUGGCUGAGCCUGGCGAGAUCGAAAUCCCGGAUGUUGAUGCUGGGAUCUUUCGCCUGUUUUUGAGAUUUCUGUACACCAAUGAUAACACGGUGAAGUCUAACAGCGUCAUGCACGUGUUAUACCUGGCUAAAAAGUACAACACUGUAAACUUACAACACCAAUGUCUCAGGUUCCUGAAUACCUCCAUGACACCCGAGAAUGUUUGCGUCAUCCUGGAACAAGCGAAGGUGUUUGACGAGAAGCCGCUGUACGAGAAAGCGAUGGAAUUCAUCAAUGAAAAUGGAACUUCGGUCCUGAAAUCACCAGGAUUCUUGGAUCUGUCUCGGGAGUCUGUCCUCGAUGUAGUGAAGUCAGACGACCUUGUCAUUGAUGAGGAAGACGUGUUCCACGCCGUGAACACCUGGGCUGAACGUCAGUGUCAGAAACAAGGUACAGCUGUUACUCCAGAAGCAAAACGACAAGCUCUCGGGUUAGUUGUAAAACAUGUUCGGUUUACCAGUCUGUCCCAGGAGUUCGUUGUGAAAACCGUCGAUUCUAGUGGAGUUCUAACUCUGCCGGAACAACUCGGCAUUUUCCAUCAUUACAUCAUUACAAAGGAUUUUGUGCAGAACCACGGAAAAAUGACAAGGAAGAGAAAACUGUGUAUCGAUUUAAAACUACAAAUGCGACAGCGAUGAUGCCAUAUCAUUCAAAUGUAACAAAACGAUUCGACUUUGUGGUUUCAUGUUGUAUGGUCCGUACAGUGGAAAAAGAGAAUCUUAUGAUAUAUCUGCAAGACUGAUGGAUGAGGACAAUACCAUCUUAACUGAACUGAAAACUACAACACAGGUACAGAUGGAUGAAAGAAAAAUUUUCUCGGUGUAUAUUCAACACAGUGUUAAAGUCAAGCCAAACACUCUGCACACUAUUUGUGUCCGGUACGUGGGUCCAACUACAUGGUGCGGUGACAGGAAUUGUGUAAAGGAAUCUGCUCAGUCGAAUAUAGAUGAUUACCAGUUUGAUUUUGUUGAUUCAUCAUUUCGUAAAUUUGCUAAACAUUUAACUUUAACUCUUCAAAUUCCAGCACUUAUCUUUACUCGGUGACGCUUUAUACUCAUUGACAAGAUAGAGCUAGUUUACACUCGGCGUCACUACACUAGUCUCAGCCUUGGACUCCUUUAUCCUUACGCACCACGAAUCACAAGAUGUGUCUCUCUUCACAGACUACAAACAGAAGUAUUAAACAUCGGUGUUCUAUCAAUAGCGAUAUGCAUUUAUAUAGACUUGUCGUAUACCACAAAAUGCGUGCUUCCUUUCCGAAAAUAAUUAAACAUAUUGAAAAUCUGUGUUUUACCAAUAGUGGUAUGUAUUUAUUAAUCGUACACUAAAAGAUGUACUUUUCUAGAUACCUGUAAACAGAAAUAUUAAACAUAUGUGUUGUACCAGUAGUGGUAUAUAUUUAUUAACCGUACACUACAAGGUGUAUUUUUCUAGAUACCUGUAAACAGAAAUAUUAAACAUCUGUGCUGUACCAGUAGUGGUAUAUAUUUAUUCAUCGGACACUACAAGAUGUAUUUUUCUAGAUACUGUAAACAGAAAUAUUAAACAUCUGUGUUGUACCAGUAGUGGUAUAUAUUUAUUAAUCACACACUACAAGAUGUAUUUUUCUAGAUACUGUAAACAGAAAUAUUAAACAUCUGGGUUGUACCAGUAGUGGUAUAUACUUAUUAAUCGUACACUACAGGAUGUAUUUUUCUAGAUACUGUAAACAGAAAUAUUAAACAUCUGUGUUGUACCAGUAGUGGUAUAUACUUAUUAACCGUACACUACAAGAUGUAUUUUUCUAGAUAUCUGUAAACAGAAAUAUUAAACGUCUGUGUUGUAGCAGUUGUGAUAUAUAUAUUUAUUAAUCAUGCACUACAAGAUAUAUGUUUGUAAAUACCUGUAUACGAACACUAUUAAACAUCCGUGUUGUACCAGUAGUGGUAUGUAUUUAUUAAUUGUACACUGCAAGAUGUAUUUUUUCUAGAAACUGUAAAUAGAAAUAUUAAACAUCUGUGUUGUACUAGUAUUGGAAUAUAUUUACUAACUGUACACUACAAGAUGCAUUUUUCUAGAUACUGUAAACAGAAAUAUUAAACAUCUGUGUUGUACUAGUAUUGGUAUAUAUUUAUUAAUCGUACACUACAAGAUGUAUUUUUCUAGGUACCUGUAAACAGAAAUAUUAAACAUCUGUGUUGUACCAGUAGUGGUAUAUACAUAUUUAUUAAUCGUACACUACGAGAUGUAUUUUUCUAGAUACAUGUAAACAGAAAUAUUAAACAUCUGUGCUGUACCAGUAGUGGUAUAUAUUUAUUAAUUGUACACUGCAAGAUGUAUUUUUCUAGAUAUCUGUAAACAAACAAUAUUAAACAUCUGUGUUGUACCAGUA